AUGGAUGGCUGGAGCUACAAGUGGUACGACGCGGGCGGAGCUGAUGCUGGGCAUCGUUGGAGGAGCGCUCACUGUGGUUUGGUUUGUACCUGCUGUGCGUUGGCUCUGGAUCAACAAGCCUCCGCAACAAAGUUGCAAGAAACAGAAGAGGCGCGUUUUCAUCGCAUGCCAAUGCUUGCACAGCCCUCAGCACUCUGUCGCUCCGUGACACUUGCAGCUUGGAAACCACGGGAGGAGAGGCUGGACGGAUCUUACAGCCCCGGCUACCGUCGGGCACGCGAAGUCCUGAUCGCAUUCCGCAUUCCGCGUGCAGGUCUUGCUGAGGCUUCAGGACUGAUCUCAGCCGGAGGGCUGGGGGUUGAAUCGAUCCUUGCAGCUGAGGACUUGUUUCCAGACAGCACUUCCCAGAUCCGCACGCUGCCAAAAGGACUUUGGGUGAGUUUGGCAUUGAGCGUUUGGACGGGGCAUCGCAUGGCUCUCAAGAAUUUGCAUCGCAAGCCAUGGAUUUUACGGCCCAACAAGUUUGGUUGUCCUGAAGAGGAGUCCGUGCAAGUGGUGGCGCUCACACAGUGUGCGUUCGUGGUGCGCCCUGGGGCUGCAAUCAACUUAUCACUUAUUCAAGCUUGGCCAUCCCCACCAUUCCUUCAGGCAACACGAAAAGUUGCAAGUGCUUCCGCUUCUCCAUUUGAAAUUCCUUCGGUGCCAGCAGGUGUCUUAGUGGGUACCACUUGCAAAUUGUGUGUAUCACUCUCAGUGUAUCACUACUUGUGGAGUAGAACCUGCAGUGUUUUUGCCUUGAAAUAG
Messenger RNA from Cladocopium goreaui, 804 nucleotides. NCBI's taxonomy places the organism in Eukaryota, Dinophyceae, Suessiales, Symbiodiniaceae. The record is from the annotation of a GenBank genome assembly.